AUGCUCGAUGCCCGUGGUAGAGAUUCAUGUUAUCCAGUGGCACAGCGCCCUACCGGUCGAGAUUCCCUUGACCGUUCACGGGAGCUGAUGUAUUGGAAGAGCAGCAAAGAGAGAAUCAGUCUCGGGGGCCUUGGAUCCGGCCACCGCCCCACCCAUGCUGCGAAACCUGCCUCCUGCAGCACUCUGACUGGUUUGAUGAGAAUGAGAUUAUCCCUUUGCCUGUCCUUUCUCCCUCUCUGCUGUAACUCUCUUCAUUUCGAGAGAUCAUAUUCGACGAUGAAGGUUGUUCCUUACUGGGAACGGACUGGCAAGUUCAAUGUUACAGCGGACCCUGCCAUCUUCUCAUUCAGCCCUUUUGAUGUUACUAUAGAUAGGCAGCCGAAGCUCCCGGAGCUGCGUCACAACGUCACUAUCAACUGA
Colletotrichum lupini is the source of this 420-nucleotide messenger RNA. RefSeq lists its product as uncharacterized. NCBI's taxonomy places the organism in Eukaryota, Fungi, Ascomycota, Sordariomycetes, Glomerellales, Glomerellaceae. The record is from RefSeq and is a predicted model, not a curated record. The transcript is spliced from 4 exons. Bases 1 to 420 code for a protein of 139 amino acids.